Eutrema salsugineum is the source of this 567-nucleotide messenger RNA. RefSeq lists its product as uncharacterized. The record is from RefSeq and is a predicted model, not a curated record. Lineage: Eukaryota; Viridiplantae; Streptophyta; Magnoliopsida; Brassicales; Brassicaceae. The transcript has 6 exons. Bases 1 to 567 code for a protein of 188 amino acids.
AUGAAUAAUUUGAAGUGCUGGAAAUCCUGGCUCGAAGAUGCAUUUUUACUAUGCACACCUGACGAUCCUGAGUGCUUGAAGUAUCACUAUAUGACAAAAACCGAGAAAGAUGAGCCUCAGCUCACAGUAGAGCAAGAAAUUGCAGAGAUGAACAAACAAAUCUACGAGAGUGAGGGGUUUGAUAUUGAUUACUCCAUGUUCCGCUGCCUAUUCAACUACCAUCUUGUUGAUCCGGAUGAUCAUGAUUUUCUUAAAGAGCCAGAAAACGACGGUGAUUUAAUGAAGAGGGUUUCUCAAGAAUCUCUUAAGCGCUACAAUCAAGAAAAGGAGACGGCAUUUGAAUUUGUGGAGGUUGAGAAAGCCAAUUAUCACUUUUGUUGUGGGUUUAUGUUUCUCAUCACGUUUUACGUGUUGGAUCCGUUUGAUCACCAGAGAAAAACCUUCCAAGCUAGGAUCUUUUACUCUUCUAUUUACCCGACUGAAUACGUCUUUUGUAGGCCGAAACCUGAUCCAAACGUUCACUCUGAUGAAAGCUCGGAGGAAGAUGUGGAAAAAGGAUGGACAUGA